This is a messenger RNA of Peromyscus californicus insignis, 3006 nucleotides long. It is a transcript of the gene Tox4, whose product is annotated as TOX high mobility group box family member 4. The coding region runs from base 105 to 1964 and encodes 619 amino acids. Gene Ontology annotation, cellular component: nucleus. Gene Ontology annotation, biological process: regulation of transcription by RNA polymerase II. The transcript is spliced from 9 exons. The record is from RefSeq and is a predicted model, not a curated record. NCBI's taxonomy places the organism in Eukaryota, Metazoa, Chordata, Mammalia, Rodentia, Cricetidae. Gene Ontology annotation, molecular function: chromatin DNA binding.
CAGCGGAGAGCGACGCUCCUCCUUGAGGAAGUGACGCGUUCGGAACCCAGUGGGGCCGGUGGGAGCGAUGCGGACGCGGAGAGGCUGGUAGGGGUGCUGUGAAGAUGGAGUUUCCCGGAGGAAAUGACAAUUACCUGACGAUCACUGGGCCCUCGCAUCCCUUCCUGUCGGGGGCCGAGACAUUCCAUACACCAAGCUUGGGUGAUGAGGAAUUUGAAAUCCCACCUAUCUCCUUGGAUUCCGAUCCCUCCUUGGCUGUCUCAGAUGUGGUCGGCCACUUUGAUGACCUGGCAGACCCCUCUUCUUCACAGGAUGGCAGCUUUGCAGCUCAGUAUGGAGUUCAGACAUUGGACAUGCCUGUGGGCAUGACCCAUGGCUUGAUGGAGCAGGGCGGGGGGCUCCUGAGUGGGGGCUUGACUAUGGACCUGGACCAUUCUAUAGGAACUCAGUAUAGUGCCAAUCCACCUGUUACAAUUGAUGUACCAAUGACAGACAUGACAUCUGGCUUAAUGGGACAUAGCCAGUUGACCACUAUUGAUCAGUCAGAACUGAGUUCUCAACUUGGUUUGAGCUUAGGAGGUAGCACCAUCUUGCCACCUGCCCAGUCACCUGAGGAUCGUCUUUCAACUACUCCUUCACCUACCAAUUCACUUCAUGAGGAUGGUGUUGAUGAUUUCCGGAGGCAACUUCCCAGCCAGAAGACAGUGGUGGUAGAAACAGGGAAAAAGCAAAAGGCUCCCAAGAAGAGAAAAAAGAAAGACCCUAAUGAACCUCAGAAGCCAGUCUCUGCAUAUGCAUUAUUCUUUCGUGAUACUCAGGCUGCCAUCAAGGGACAGAACCCCAAUGCUACCUUUGGUGAGGUUUCGAAGAUAGUGGCUUCCAUGUGGGACAGUCUUGGAGAAGAGCAAAAACAGGUGUAUAAGCGGAAAACUGAAGCUGCUAAGAAAGAGUAUCUCAAGGCGCUAGCUGCUUAUAAAGACAACCAGGAGUGUCAGGCUACUGUGGAAACAGUGGAAUUAGAUCCUGUCCCACAGUCGCAGACUCCUUCACCACCUCCUGUGACUACUGCUGACCCUGCAUCUCCAGCACCAGCCUCAACGGAGUCGCCUGCUUUGUCCCCUUGCAUUGUAGUUAAUUCCACGCUCUCAUCUUAUGUGACAAACCAGGCAGCCUCAGGGGCUGGAGGUCAGCCCAAUAUUACCAAGUUGAUUAUUACCAAACAGAUGUUGCCCUCUUCUAUUACCAUGUCUCAAGGAGGAAUGGUUACUGUUAUCCCAGCCACAGUGGUUACCUCCCGUGGGCUCCAAUUAGGCCAAACAAGUACAGCUACUAUUCAGCCCAGCCAGCAGGCCCAGAUUGUCACUCGGUCAGUGUUGCAGGCAGCAGCAGCAGCUGCUGCUUCUAUGCAACUGCCUCCACCCCGACUACAGCCUCCUCCAUUGCAACAGAUGCCUCAGCCCCCAACUCAACAGCAAGUCACCAUUCUGCAGCAGCCUCCUCCUCUUCAGGCCAUGCAACAGCCUCCACCUCAGAAAGUCAGAAUCAAUUUACAACAGCAGCCACCACCGCUGCAGAGCAAGGUUGUGCCUCCACCCACUCUGAAAAUGCAGACUGCCCUGAUCCCUCCAGCUGUAGAAAGCAGCCCUGAGCAGCCUCUGAACUGCAGCCCUGAGGCCCACCCAGCAGAGGCAACCUCUCCUGAGACAAUCUGUGAAAUGAUCACGGAUGUAGUUCCUGAGGUGGAGUCUCCUUCUCAGAUGGAUGUUGAAUUGGUGAGCGGAUCUCCUGUAACACUGUCACCUCAGCCUCGAUGUGUGAGGUCUGGUUGUGAGAACCCUCCUGUUAUCAGUAAGGACUGGGACAACGAGUACUGCAGCAGUGAGUGUGUGGUGAAGCACUGCAGGGAUGUAUUCUUGGCCUGGGUAGCCUCUAGAAAUCCAAAUUCUGUGGUGUUUGUGAAGUAGCCUUUCUUCUUCAAGCCUUGAAGAUUUAUCUGCCGGACACAAGUCCAGGAGACAAAACACAAGCCUGUUUUUGAAAGACAAGCUGGGCUUCUUCUGGUAGUGCCUGACCUUUACACCCAGCCCUUCAUACCCCCACCUUUUCUUUCUUUAGCAGGCCAGUGAAUUUACUGUCGUUUGGAAUUGCUUUUCACUCUAACUACAAGCAAAAUUACCAGGUUAAUAGCACAGGGAAGGGUGAAGGGAAUAUGGAAACAAAUCAUAGGGGGUUAUUUGAAGAAAUGUGUCAAAAAUUGUCAGAGGCCUUGCCUAAAAUGUUAUUGGGAAAGUGCUUAGCUCUGCUCCUAGGAGGAAACAGCACUGAGAUAGGAGGCUUGGGGUUACAGCUCAGUGGUAAAGUGAAAACACCCUUUAAAAAGGGAACUACUAUUAAUCUACACAGUGCUUUAAGAACGAAGGUUUGUGUGGCUAGGGUUAUGGCCUAGCACUAACAAAGCUCUGAGUUCAGUACCCAGGCAGAAAGGUCAGGAGUUCAAGGUCAUAACUGGCCACCAGUGAGUUUGAGGCCAAGCUAGGCUACAUGAGGCAAAGGUAGAACAAAGGUUUUGCAGAGCAUGGUGGCCCAUGACUUUAAUCCCAGUAUUUUGGAGGUGGACAGAGGAGAGUUUUCUACGAGUUAAAAGCCAAUCUGAACCUACAUAGACCUUGUUCAAAAAACAAAGGCUGGGUAUGGUGGCACUCUCCUUUAAUCCUAGCUCUUGGGAGGUAGGGGCAGGUUGGAUCUCUGAGUUUGAAGCUAGCUAGGGUUACAUAGUGAGAUCCUGUCUUAAGGUCCCCUCCCCAUUCCUGACACACACACCUCUCUCUCAGCACAUUGGGCUGGAGGGGAAAUGACAUCAUUCAGGACUAUCAUUUUUUCCCUACAAGUAUUUCUGCAGUCAAAACUUUCUUUACCUAACUUGAUUACCAGUUUUGCAUGUAAGAGGCAGAACUCUAUACCCUUAAUGAGAGGUUUUACAAAGUAAAGAAGUUGUGUUUGAUGAAA